GGUUCACUUUUUAUUCCUCGAUACUUUUUUUUUCAGGAUUACAUUCUAACCAUGGAACAACGGAUUCAAAAGUUUCACGAUGAUACCAAAGCGAUACCCACACCACCAACAGCGAAAACUCUGAAACAAAUGCAAACAUUAAAAAAAUUCAUUUAUAAAAAUCAGGAUUAUCGGUUUUCUGACAAAGAGAAAAAUAAACUGUUUGCCUGUAUUGAAUCUUACUUUUCUGUAUUCGAUCGUGCAACAUCCAAGACCGAUUCAACUGUUUCUGCCUUUCCACUUAUUGAAGAUGCAUUAAAAGUCCCUUGUUUUACAACCAAACAGAAAAGUCAGCUUCUGAAAUGGUACGAUGAAAUCCUUGCAAAACAAGAAGGUGAUGAAAAUAAUGACAAGACGCAAGACAAAAAGAAUAAUAGUGACUCAGAGAACUACGAUGAUUUUGAUUGGGAUGCUUUUGAAAACGACAGGGAUGAUUGAACGUUAUAAGCUUUUUGGAUGGAUUGGAAAAUUGGACAAGACUGUUACACUGUAUAGUUUAGAUUAUUAGAUAUAUAGAAAUAAUAAAAAUAUUUUUUUUAAAUAUAAUUUAUUAAACAAUAGAUGUAGAUAGUACGAAAAUAG
Halteromyces radiatus is the source of this 621-nucleotide messenger RNA. RefSeq lists its product as uncharacterized. The record is from RefSeq and is a predicted model, not a curated record. NCBI's taxonomy places the organism in Eukaryota, Fungi, Mucoromycota, Mucoromycetes, Mucorales, Cunninghamellaceae. The coding region runs from base 52 to 477 and encodes 141 amino acids. The transcript is spliced from 4 exons.